CCUCGCGCGGGGCGGGCACUGACGUGGCCGCAUCGCGCCGCCAUCUUGUGCUCCAGGGCGGAUCGCGGCCGGGGCGAGCGGGCUCCGAGCGGGACCCUCCGAGAGCAGCCAGACCCAGGGCCCGCGGCUCCCGACGACGCCGACUUCACUGGCCAGUGAGAACAUAUCUCAACCAUGGGAAAUAUUUUUGCUAACCUCUUCAAAGGCCUUUUUGGCAAAAAAGAAAUGCGUAUUCUAAUGGUUGGCCUGGAUGCUGCAGGAAAGACAACUAUUUUGUACAAACUUAAACUUGGUGAAAUAGUAACUACUAUUCCUACUAUAGGUUUUAAUGUGGAAACAGUAGAAUACAAGAACAUCAGCUUCACAGUGUGGGACGUGGGCGGUCAGGACAAGAUCAGACCACUCUGGCGUCACUACUUCCAGAACACACAAGGUCUGAUUUUUGUGGUUGACAGCAAUGACAGAGAACGUGUGAACGAGGCCAGAGAAGAGCUUAUGAGAAUGUUGGCAGAAGAUGAGCUCAGAGAUGCUGUUUUAUUAGUGUUUGCUAACAAACAGGACCUGCCGAACGCCAUGAAUGCAGCAGAAAUCACAGACAAGCUCGGACUGCAUUCCCUCCGUCACAGGAACUGGUACAUCCAGGCAACCUGUGCCACUAGUGGAGACGGUCUCUAUGAAGGACUGGACUGGUUGUCCAAUCAGCUCCGAAACCAGAAAUGAAACCAUAAACCUUCCUCUUCCCUCUUUUUCCACCCCUCCCUCUUACUUCCUCCUAUUCGCCCUUCGCUUUACUCUAAUGUGGCAAACUGUGCUACUUUGUGGUAUUGAGUGCCGGAAGCUGUUUUCAUUUCUUUUUGUCACAGUAUAUAUUGCAUCAUGCUGUAAAUGUGGCAAAUACAAGCCUGAAAACAGUUAGGUUUCUUAUUUAAUGUAAAUAGUUUUUGUUUCCAAUGAGGCAGUUUCUGGUACUCCUAUGCAAUAUUACUCAGCUUUUUUUAUUGUAAAGAAUCGAGUCACUGUUUAGUACCUGGAAGGGGAAUUAAGUGGGUUAAUAACGUAAGGGUUGCCAGCGGUCCUUGUGCAGUAGAGCUGGAUUCGAUCUUGGUUGGGUUGUGAGAUCUGUGAGAUCCAUUUUGGUGGUUGGUUUUUAACCUGAACUCUGUAUUUUUUUAAAAACAGACGAGGAAAAGUAAAAACACUUAAAACACACAAACGUUUGACAUCGCUUCUGCUGCUCCAGCUCAAACGUGGUGACUCUUGAUUCUUUUGGAAGGGUGAAGCAAUGCCUGACACCCAAUUAGCUUCAUCUGCUUAACGAACAGACCAUAAGUAGUAGAUCUCUGGCUCUUUCUGUAGCUCGUAGUCUGUGCUCAUCUUCGUUCACAACCGUUAAAAGAAUUUGCCGGGCCUGGUUUAGAUGAGCUUUGCCAGACUCAUGCUAAACAUCUGACUUUCGGUUCAGGUGAGAUUUCUCUUUUCCAUUGAACUUGAAUCAUUUCCAGAAGUCGACAUUUUUUAGCCUGUCACAUUUGUCAAAAAGUGUUUUGUACUUUUCUUGUGCUUAAACCACUCCAGGAGGCAAAACCUUUCCACAGGAAGCACAGCCUGUCCUAGUCCUGAGCUCUAUAGGCAGAAAGUACUGUACUUAACGUAAGAAUUGCCAUGAAAAACACCAAACAUCUAUGUAUAGUGUCUAGGGAAAAAAAAAAACAAACAGCAUGAGAGUUUGGAGAGUCAUUCCACUCUACAAGUAUUCAAUCCCAUUUUGGAACAAUCCCAUAUCUGUAUAUGUGUGAAAACCCUUGGCAUCCCUCAUACUGCAAGGUUCAGAUUUGCCAUCAGAAAAAUAAAAAAAAGACCUCUUUACUUUUCUUUUGUAUUUUGAUAAACACUGAAGAAGCUGGAGCUGUUAAACUUUAACUCGAGGAACUAUCAGAACUGGUUUAUUUAGUGUUGUGGAAACCUUUAUUGCUUUCAAUACACAACUAGUAAUCAACUGUUUUGUAUACUUGUUUUCAGUUUUCAUUUCGACAAACAAGCACUGUAAUUAAAGCUAUUAGAAUAAAAAUCUCUUAACUAUUUCAUGUUUUUUAUGCCUUGCUGUUCAUUCGAUCAUCUUGGCAGAAUCAUAAUUAAAUACUUGUUGAAUAAAAAGUUUCAUGAAACUU
Hirundo rustica (Barn swallow) is the source of this 2168-nucleotide messenger RNA. RefSeq names its product ADP ribosylation factor 1 (gene ARF1). The transcript has 5 exons. Gene Ontology annotation, cellular component: plasma membrane; cytoplasm. Gene Ontology annotation, biological process: vesicle-mediated transport; intracellular protein transport. Gene Ontology annotation, molecular function: GTP binding; GTPase activity. The record is from RefSeq and is a predicted model, not a curated record. Bases 175 to 720 code for a protein of 181 amino acids. NCBI's taxonomy places the organism in Eukaryota, Metazoa, Chordata, Aves, Passeriformes, Hirundinidae.